ACAUUGCUUGUAACAACUUUCGCGCGCGGAGCCUCUUCCAUGUGGAGGCUUUCUUCCGCGUGCAGACUCUCGCAGCAUCACGAAUCCAACGACCGCGCGGAAGCCCGAUCAGUUGGCAAAGGUGGCUCUGCUGGCUGUGCGAGCGGUGCAUUCGCGGUUAGACGAUCGGACCGAUCGGACGCGCCGACAACUUCCUUUCCAAAGCCAGUGCCAGGUGGGGUGGCGUGAUUUACCUGCGCCCGAGUUUCCAUCUUCCGUUCGUUCGGAGUAGCAACGCGUAGCCCUCCGCAGUAGGGGCCACUUUGUUUGUGCUCGGCACCAUUUCCACCGUCCGAUUGAGCAAUCCAGAAGUGGUGCGCAGAUUACGCGAUCGCUUUACAGCCUCACUUAGGCAGCAUAUUCCAGUGCCUUGUUUUACUGUUUCUUUUGUGCAUAAAGUGUGUGUUUUUAGCUUCCCUUGGCAAGUGAAAAACGAGCAGUGUUGGUACCAAAGAUAACAUAGUUGUCGAGGGGCGCCGGUUUGCAAUUGAGUCCGGCGUGCUCCCUCGAGUGGCGGGAGGAUCAGCUUGAUCUGCGUGCUCGAACGCGAUGAUGAGAUAAGUGCAAAAAUUAGUGUUGUUUGUGCAAAAGGGUAGCCAUGUGUGCGUGAGCAUGGUAUUACCGAAGGUGCAACAACUCGCAAGCUAUUGCCAAAACCGGGAAGUGAACCGCGAGUGAAAUGGAGAAAUUACCGAUCGAAAGCCUGCCUUAACCGCAACCGUUGACAAGUGCAAUAUUAGUGUCCCACCUUAGUAGGUGCAGUAGGGAAAAAGUGUAUGUAUGUGAGUGUUUAGAGGCUGUUUUAGUUACAGCUUGUUCACUUGAACAGCAAACAAUACAAAUAAGGGAACGAAGGGAAUUGUGAUACGAAAAAUAUUCCAAAAAACCACCGCAUGAGUUGAGUCUAACGUUAGAAAGCUGCCAAAAACCCGAACACAACCCGCCACAACAUGAAGUUCAUCAACAGGAUUACCGCCUUUCUGCUUCUGCUCCUAGCGGGCGUAACCAAACCAAAUCAAGCCUGCAAACUGUACUCGAAAAGUAAUCUGCGCACCAAAUCCGACGGCGUUCAGUUUCUGCGGCUGAAGGAAGACUUCCCCGUCGGCGGUGAGAUCGUUUCACUUUACGCGUAUCCGCGCAACUCGAUCCUGAUCCCGCGCACCGAGAACUCGAGCGAUUACGAGUACUUCAAGCUGAAAGAGAUCAACAGCACGGUCGUGAGCGUCAUUCUCAAUCGCAGCCUGGACGGGCUGGUCGAUUCUGACGAUCCGCAGAGCAUCCUCAAGUUCAGCGUGUUCUGCAGCGGAACAUCAGCCACCAGCGCAAAACAGGACAACCAGUCGUCAUUUUUUACAAUUACUGUUUACAUUGAAGAUAUUAACGAUAAUGAUCCCGAAUUUAUCAAUCUACCGUACGUGGUAACGCUCGACGAAUCAACGCCAAUUGAGACGGUGGUGUUUAAUAGAAUUAAGGCAAUUGAUCGUGAUAAGCCAAACACGCCGAAUUCCGACCUCGAGUAUGCGCUGGCCGCGAAGCACAUGAAGAGCGGCGACUUUCCGUUUCGCCUGGAAGGUUCCCAGCGGCCGUCGCUCGUACUGCAGCGGGCCCUCGACUACGAUGCCGGCUGGCGCUCGAUGAGCGUCCAGAUCGUGGCGAGCGAUCGGGGCAAUCCACCCCGCACCGCCAACGCCACCAUCCGGGUGAACCUGCGAGACGUUGACGACCUGCCGCCAAUCUUCACCCGAGCACAAUACCGGACGCGCAUCAAAGAAUCCUUUCCGCUGACGGGUAAACCAAUUCACAUCCCACUGUAUAUCGAGCCACCGAUCAUGGCGUUCGAUCAGGACUCGCUAAACGAAACGCUCGUCUAUGGGAUAGUUGCGGGCAACGAGCGCCAGCUGUUCUGGAUAUCACCGGAAACGGGUGUACUAUUUCUGCAGAAGGAGAUCGACCUGGAUAGCGAGAGCCUUCCGGACAACACGUUUACGCUGCAGAUCGAGGCACAGCAGAUCAAUGAUCCAACCAAAAGUGCUUUUGCUAGGGUGGACAUAGAAGUAAUCGACCUGAACGACAAUGUUCCUGAGUUUGAGGUAGAUCUGUACAACAUCUCCAUCAUCGAGAACCUUCCGAAAGGGUUUAGCAUUCUGCAGGUGAAUGCUAUCGAUCGGGAUCAGGGAGAGAAUGCGGAGUUUUACUACUACCUCAUGGACGAGGAACCCAAAGGGGCCUUCAUGAUUGAUCACGGUUCUGGCUGGAUAGUGGUUCGUGACGAAACCUUCCUGGACAAGGAGCAGCGCAGUUCGCUCAAGAUGAACGUGCAUGCCGUCGAGCGGGUUGAGCAGUACGAUCGCAGUCGCAACUAUGGUAAGGUGCAGGUGGAGAUCACACUGCUAGACACGAAUGACAAUACACCGGAGUUCGAGCAGGGUACGCUGUAUGAGUUUAAGACGCACUGCAAUGCCUCGAUCGGCUCGAAAGUGGGGCAAAUACGAGCGCUCGAUCCGGACGAUCUCGGCAACGGCAAAAUCCAAUACAGCAUAAAAAAUGUGCGCCCGAACCUUGUCAUUCCGUUCCUGCUCGAUCCGGAUACGGGUGACAUACGCGUGUCGGAAGCACUAACGUACGGCAAGAUAGCUUUCUUCGUCGAGGCUCGCGAUCAACCGCAGAAUCCCUCAGAGUCGCGGUUCAACGUGGCACUCGUUACGAUCGAUAUCGUUUGUCAAUCUAUUGAGGACAUCGAAUUUAUUGGCGCACCGUACGAGUUUUGGGUCGGUGCCGAUGCUGCCAUCGGCUCUUCCGUCGGACAGAUUCGGACCACAUUCGACAUGGUGUCGGACGAGGAGAUAUUCUUCGAUCUACUCCACUCAUACCCUGAGGGGGUACCGUUCGCGAUCGAAGAGCGGUCCGGCAUAGUGACCGUGAUUGAGUCGAUGGAGAAGUUCGAUCGACGAUGUUAUGAGUUUGAAACCGUAGUAUCGUACUUGCCCGAUUCUGCCGGCAAAAAUGUGGAACAGCUGACGCCCGAAGCCUACAACAGUCUGGAGAAGAUCAUCGUCACGAACGUUACGAUACAUGUGAUAAAACACAACUUUAUGUUGCUUCGGGGCACCAACGCAACACCGAUCGAGUUCCGCGUGAAGGAAAAUAAACCGAACACAAUGAUCGGACAGCUCAAAUUCCAGGACUUCCAGGAGCAAUGUGAUGCAGACGAAAAGGGACUGCCACCGCUGAUAUCGGUUCGAGGCGACAAGAACCGUGCCGAUAGGCAAGUGUUUCAGCUGAAUGGAGGAAAGAACCGAACACGCUACGCACGAAGAUUUUCACGCGACGUUUCUAGACAGUCCAACUUCAUCCGACUGUACCCGCUCGUGGCGUUUGAUGCCGUAUUCAGCUCGACUGGGAACGGCACACGAAAGGCGAGAAAUUCUCGCAAUCCAACGAGUGGAGUCCAGUACUCGCUUGUCAAUAGCUAUGAUGUAGCAGAUACAGUACGGCUCACAAACGAUGGCAAGCUUAUGACGAUCAAAGGGUUGGACCGAGAGAAGCAGGAUGUCAUACGAGUGACUAUUAUUGCCGAGUACUUUUACAAACAACGCACGUUUGCCGGUAUCUAUCAGGUGGUGAUCGUGGUAGAAGACGAGAACGACAAUCCGCCCACAUUCAAUCAGCCCUUUUUCUUGGGUGUGAUAGCGGAAAACUCCCCCAUCGGUACUGAGAUCGUGUUGAACAAUCCGAUCAUCAUCUCGGACAUGGAUGCGGCAGGUCCAAACAGUGAAUAUGAGCUGCUGCUGUCCGGAGAGUCAAACUCGUUUGUAGCUCAGUUCUCUAACUCGACGCUUUCAAACUAUAACAAAACGGUGGCACACAUAUUCCGCAAUCUGCAGAUAGCUAACAUCGAUCCGGGCGAAUCUCGACUGCGCCCAGACUAUCGUCCAAACAAACAGUUGGAGCCCGGGAAUGCCAGUACCCCGCACUAUAACAUAUUGUUCAUGGGCCCGAACAAACUCGAUCGGGAGGAGAUUGAAAGUCUGACACUGAAGAUGAUGGCUACCGAUCGGGAUAACCUGAUGUCAGAGGUUGAGCUCAAAAUACUUAUACUGGACGUGAAUGAUUGUGCACCGGUCUUUGAGCGCAUAGCUAUCUUCCGCAAGAGCCGCUGCGAGAUGAUCGAAAACACAAGCGAUCUGGAGCUUAUGUAUCUGGACGAGAUUGAGACGGAGGUGUUGCCCAAGUUCUUGGACGCGGGGCUCAUGGAGAUGAACAGCCGUGUUUCGUACGGUGUGGAUAGUUUGUUCGAGAUGGUCCAAUCGGCACCUUACGUCGGAAUGCCACGGCUGUACGAUAGCCAGUCGGUUAUGGUCAAUCGUACUGCCGAUCGCGAACAUCUCACAAUGCGUCGGAAACUCUACAAGCAGAAGGUUCGGCAACGUGGUCGCAAUACGCGUGCCGUUGCCAAGAAAUCGCAGCUUAAGUUUGCUCUGCCCGAAAACGUCGAGGUGGGAAAGGUAAUCUUCAAGCUGACGGCAAACGAUGAUGAUUUUGAGAAGAACUCCAAGGUCUUCUAUGAGGUCGUUGGCCAGACUGAGCUUAACAGUGGUGAGCGAGUUAGCUACUUUAGGAUCGAUCGGAACAAUGGAGAGUUACGCGUGGCGAACCGUUUGCCCCCGGAAACUGAUGUUAAGCUAAACAUCACAGCCAAGGACGUUGGUGGCCUAUCGGACAUGCUUCAGGUACAGUUCCGGGUGUAUGAUGUCAACGAUAAUGCGCCCGUGUUCGAGAAACAGUGGUACACGUUUAACGUCGACGAAGGAUCGUACCCAAUUACGGGCAAAAAGAUCGGCCAGGUACGGGCCAACGAUGAGGAUACCGGAAUGAACGGUAAUGUGACGUACAUGCUGAUAACCGAUGGUGACCAGAAGAUACCAUUCUCGAUCUCUCCACUGGACGGUACGAUUCGAGUUAGCGGAGAGAUCGAUCGCGAAAUGAUCGCAUCGUAUCGGUUUCGAGUACUCGCAUCCGAUAACAAUUUCGAUCUCAAGCUUUCGGCCAUGGUAGACGUAGAGGUGAUCGUGAUGGAUCGCAAUGAUAAUAACCCGGAGUUCACCGCCUACGAUGAUCUGAGAAGCGAUCGUAACAACAUCAAACGACUGCCCGUCUAUGUGGCGUAUCUGGAUGUAAAUGCUAAGGUGGGAACGUUCGUCAAACAGGUCAUGGCAAGGGACAGCGACUUCCGAGAGAAUGGAAACGGACUGGUGAUCUACUCGCUUACCGGCCAGAGCGAUGUUCUGCAGUUCAGUAUCGAUCCAAAGGAUGGUGUCGUUACGACAGCUUCCAAAUUUACACCGAGCGAGGCUGGAACGAGAAAAACCUACGAACAUUUGAACGUUACCGUCGUGGCAUCGGAUUUUGGAACACCACCGCGCUCAAGCAUGGCGUUGCUCAUUGUGAAUCUACAGGGCGACACACUUCAACAGCAUCCGGUGGAAGAAAGGCCACCCCUAUUUCCGUACAAGUACUACGAGAUCGAGCUGCGUGAAAACGACCCCGCACCGCGAAUCGUGCUCAACGUAACGCUCUCCAAGCGUUAUGCCAACGAUCCAUUCCGAUGGGAAAUUGUGGGCGACACGUUCGACGAUCAGUUUCGGAUUGAUGAACGAAAUGGUUCCCUUUGGCUGCUACGACCACUGGAUCGGGAGGAGCGUGACUCGUACGACGUUCGAAUUCGGGUGCAGAAGAUCAAACGAGAAACACGCAAUAUUCCCAGCGUCCUGUACGCGCUGGAGAAUCCUGUUAAGCGGAAGAGCCACCGGUUGUUUGACAACGAAGUGGAGAUAAUGAUCAAGGUGGUGGAUGUGAAUGACAAUGCUCCCGUGUUUCGCGAUAAUUAUGGACCAAUCAUCUCUGUUGUGCCAGAUACAGCUAAUUACGGUUACGCGGUCAUGAAGGUGGAGGCUACGGAUGACGAUGCCGGCAGCAACGGUGAGGUGCGUUACUCACUCCUCAACGAACCAGCGCGUCUAUUUGCGAUAGACUCGCUCACAGGACAGAUACGGCUGCUUAACUCGCUGGCAUCGUUCAAGGAGAAGGUGUUUGGAUUCGAUGUGAAGGCAACGGACCGAGAAGGCGCAGACGAUGGCAAGUCCACCAUAGCCAACGUGUUCGUUUACGUGCUGCAUGCACACCAGGAAGUGUGCCUGAUCCUGGCAGGGCUCCCGGUCGACAUCGAGAAGCAGCUGGGCAUGAUUUCGUCCAGCUUGAGCACCGCCACCGGUUACGAUAUUCGAAUACGAGCACUUGAAACAAACACAAAAGUGGAUGAUGCUACAAACCUAUACUUAUACGCGAUCGAUCGGAAAACCAACGGGCUGGUAGAGAUGACCGAACUGCAAAGGUCACUUUCACGGCUAGACAUGUCAAACCUGAAACCGAACCUGCCCAUCAUCGAGCUCACCGAGCUGGCGGUAAAUUCGAUCGAACCGCACUCCUUCGAUGCAGCCGGCAUGAAAGGCAUCGAGCUGGCCACAGUGGUUAUUGGAGGGCUGAUUUUUGCCGGAGGAACUGCCACGGCUCUCUGUAUUGCGUGCGCCCGUUAUAGGCGAUACACACGCUAUUGAAAUGUAUCACCUACAGUGCCAUUGAAGCAUUGUGAUCACACUCUCCCAUCAUCGCCAUCGCCCCUCGGUAUUACAUUUAACCGGUGUAAGAAUACUAACAUAAAUCAUCCUCGUAAUCAUGGUCAGAACUCUUAACCUGUGCCGCAGAAGCAGACAAGCUAAUUUGGUUCCUCUCUCACUUAUUCACUCACGGACGAAGCUGUAUUUCUUGUUAUUGCUGUUGUCCAUCCGAACAUUCUCCCUCCAGUAUGAUUACACUAUCGCUUGCCCACCCAUGAAAGGUGUGCAAUCAAAUUCCUAUUUUCUCGUUUUGUAAAUACUGCCAUGUUUUUUUUUUUUCAAAUUGCUCGCGAUAAUCGCCUUCGGUCUGAGACUAAUGAUUCCCCUCCACGUUUUCCGUUUAAAAUCUGUUCGCUUUCGAUCCUACCCAUCCACGCAUCCCUCAAACAGCCUAAUACCGCUGCCGAAUGGUGUUGGAUCUGGUGGUGGAGCUGGCGGAGCAGGAGUAGGAGGAGGUAGCAGCAAUACGUCCGCCGAGGACGUCCGUGUGCGCGGCACAGUGUCACGGCUCGGGCUCGGCAGCAAUAACAACACCACGGGCAG
Anopheles gambiae (African malaria mosquito) is the source of this 7256-nucleotide messenger RNA. It is a transcript of the gene Cad89D, whose product is annotated as cadherin-89D. The record is from RefSeq and is a predicted model, not a curated record. Gene Ontology annotation, biological process: homophilic cell-cell adhesion. The transcript has 10 exons. Gene Ontology annotation, cellular component: plasma membrane. The coding region runs from base 990 to 6653 and encodes 1887 amino acids. Lineage: Eukaryota; Metazoa; Arthropoda; Insecta; Diptera; Culicidae. Gene Ontology annotation, molecular function: calcium ion binding.